Fusarium verticillioides 7600 is the source of this 1758-nucleotide messenger RNA. RefSeq lists its product as hypothetical. The record is from RefSeq and is a predicted model, not a curated record. Lineage: Eukaryota; Fungi; Ascomycota; Sordariomycetes; Hypocreales; Nectriaceae. Bases 867 to 1448 code for a protein of 193 amino acids. The transcript has 2 exons.
ACUGCUAUGUUACAGUCUCUUCUCCAAUUGAAGCUUUGUUUUACCCCGGAGAUCGUAAUAAUAAAUCUCAAUGAGAAAGGGAAAAAAGGGGAGCAUUGUCCAAUAUCCGGGGGUGGAUCGCAAAUCUCCAGCUUCUCCUGCUGCCGGUUUGAUGAACUAGACAGUUCGUGCCAUGCUCAUGUUCCUUUUUCAAGGUCAAUCUCCGAAAAGUUCUUCUUGAGAGAGAGUCACAGAAGAACCGAGAACUUCACAUGCCCUAGCGCUAGACCCGUCUCCGCAUCUCGCCCCCGGACUUUGGCAUCACCCCUCGUCGAUCUACUCGGCCGUGUGUAUCGAAUCCGGAAGCCCGCCCCGCUCUCACAACGGCAUAACAAAAGCUCUUACACGCCCUCUGAGGAGUUACCACAGCAAGAAUAGCAACUAGCACCCCUGGUAAGAGUUCCCUGUCCCUCUUUCAACCUCCCAUUCGUCCAACUUCCCAGCUUCCGGCUCGUCGCAGCGUAUCCCGACCCCCCUCCCACAGUCCACUCACGCUAGACUCCAGAAAAGGAACGAGGAUCAGAAUCAAGAACAAGAAGUUGACCUGCAAGUCUGCAGGAAGAAGAGGCUGGUCUUCCCUGUAAUGGUUAACGGGCAACGGCACCGUCACGCUCUAACCAAGUCGAGCUGAACUUGUUGAUUCCUUCACAUACAUAAAGCCCUUUCUCAUCCAUCUCUCAAGCUUUCCCCUUCUUUCUUUUCCUCCUCAUCCACUCGCUUCCAUUGGACCAAUUCAGCAUCAGCUUCAGCCUUGCCUCUUUACACUCGUUGUGUCUUCCUCGCAUAUCAACUUUUAAAAAAGACAACCCCAAGAAACAACCUUCAAGAUGAAGUACUCUUUCGCUAUUGCUGCCCUCGCCACCGCCGUCUCGGCUCAGUCUCUCGCCGACGUCCCCAAGUGCGCUAUUCCUUGCCUUGACGACGCCAUCACCAGCAAGACCGACUGCAAGACCACUGAUCUCACCUGUGUCUGCAAGAGCUUCGACGAUGUCCGAAGCGCCGCUACCUCUUGUGUGAUCACCAAGUGUGGUUCCGACGUUGCCAUCAACGAGGUCCUCCCUGCUACUGAGAAGCUCUGCUCUGGCGGCUCCGGCUCCGGUUCCGCCGAGGAGUCCUCCAAGGCCGACACCACCAAGGUCGAAACCUCCACCAAGGUUGUCGUCACCACCAGCGCCGUCGGGACCACUGCUGUCGAGACCACCGCCGUCGAGACCACCUCUGUCCCUCCCGUCGUUGAGAGCAAGACCACCGCUGUUCCCCCCGUCGUCGAGACUCCCACCACCAAGUCCGAGGCUGCCGGCGGUGCCACCAGCACUCCCGCUCCCUCAGGUGUCGGCGAGAACAGCGCUGCUGGCCUCAAGGGUCUCGGCGCCAUGGCCAUGGCUGCCCUCAUGGCCCUUGCUCUGUAAACGGAGUCAAUUAUGAGCGCCAAUUCCUCAUCGUGGAAAAAACUAUUCAAGUUUUGAACGUGAGGUGACAGGCAUUGUUACGAGCUGAAAGGAAAGUAACGAGGAGGAAUGGAAUAUGUGUACAUGGGAAUUGGAUUCGGAUUUGUGAUUGGAAUCACGGGUUAAUAAUUAAUGGUCUUGAACCACCAGAAUAUAGCAAAUAUACCAGUGACACUUGUCUCACUUCUCUGCCCUCAAUUGAUGGUGAAUUUGCAAACCGUGAAUCGAAUGCCAUGAAUCAACAAACUGAGACAGUCAGGAUCAUACCAGC